UUGAACACCACCGGCGGCUCCCCCUUCAGCUCCUCCUCUUCUGUUGCCGCCCCCACCUUCGACAACCUCCUCCUUCAAUACCUCAUAUCGCGCCUCCACUUCCGGCCGCCCAACCAGCACCCCCUGCCGCCCUUCGCCGCCGCGAACUCGCUCGAGGACCUCCUCGUGUCCGACCUGCUCCUCAACCUCACUGAUUCCGACUCCGAUUCUGAAAACAACCUUUCCUCCUCCAAAACUCAGCUCGCCAGGGAGGAGUCCAAGCUCGAGAAGGAGAUCGUCCGCACGAUCCUCUCCGGCGAGGUCGAGAAGUCGAAGCCUAAUUCCGGCCUCAGGAAGAGGUCGGGUUGGGUUACCGGAGUUGGGAGUGGCGCCGGCACAUCAUGCUGUUCGAUGAGGAGGAUGGGUACACACGGGGAUUUUGGUUAUUUUCAUGACCCGUUGACUAUCGUGGCUGAGAUAUUCGAGUUGACCUCUUCUUUGAGAGUUGUUGAGAUUAUGAGGAAAGCAGGGGAUAUGUCGGAGUACGUGGAUUUUUGCAAUGGGGAAUUGAGGUCCGGAUUGUUGAGAUUUUUGUUUGUUUUCUAUUUGCAGGUUUUGGUUGUUGCAGGUCUUUGUUCUUUUCUUCAUUAA
Striga asiatica is the source of this 630-nucleotide messenger RNA. Lineage: Eukaryota; Viridiplantae; Streptophyta; Magnoliopsida; Lamiales; Orobanchaceae. The record is from the annotation of a GenBank genome assembly.